This is a messenger RNA of Psylliodes chrysocephalus, 6522 nucleotides long. NCBI's taxonomy places the organism in Eukaryota, Metazoa, Arthropoda, Insecta, Coleoptera, Chrysomelidae. The record is from the annotation of a GenBank genome assembly.
CGCGCAAGAAUUCACCGGCUUGAACAAUCAAGCGUGCUUCGGUAGCGUAAAAAAUAGAUGCACAUGUUAUUAAGUGCAUACGCGGUACCUACAUUUUAUUGCAUAAAAAUUGAAAAUAUUUCGUUAAAUUUUAGUGAAAUUCGUGUAUUAGACUGAAAUAAUUACAAGAAGAUUUUGUAAAACCUUAUAUGAUCGGUUUUCGUUAUUAUUCUCUUUGCGGGUUCAUUACCAAGUUGGGUACUUGGGUACCAACAUUUUUAUGAAAAAAUAGUGAUCUAUUUCUUGAUUUUUAGUGCGUAUGUUAAUUUUAAAUCAAAAUACAUUUUUUAUACGCAAUUUUAAUACAAUACAUAGUUUUUUUUUGAAAUGUCGUUAUUAUCGCAAGUGUUUAGUUUGGCUUUAAAUUUUAUAAGUUUCCCGUUCGCCGAACCUGAUGGUAAUACAAGACUUGCACGAAGUGAUGAUUCCAUUUUUCCUUUUGACGUUUUGAGAAACAUGCCCGAACCAUGUACAACCCAUACAUUUGAAAUGGGUGAAAAUGAACUGAAAAUCACAGCUCUUGCCAGAGGUCUAUGCCCCAACUGUUGUCCUGCCAAAUUUUCUAGGGAUAUCCGUUUUGUAGCGUACUCUAGAAGUAAUCCAAAUGGAACUCCAAUAAAUUUGCACCAUGGAGAAGCCUACAGAGCUGGAGUAAAUAGUAACCUACAAACUGUGAUAUUCAUACAUGGCUUUUCUGAAGGUUCACCUGGACAUAGUGGAAAAUCUAUUUUAGAUGCUUAUUACGCUAGAAACGAACCCCGUAAUAUGAUCCUCCUCGAUUGGUCCGAAUUGGCAACGUUCCCUUGGUAUCAAACAGCAGUGGCGAACGUCAAACACGUGUCGCAACGGCUGCGGAGAUUCAUCGAAAUUUUUCACGACAGUGGCGAAAUUCCAAUUCAAAAUUUACAUGUAAUUGGCUUCAGUCUAGGAUGUCACGUGGCUGGAAUUGCUGGCAAACUGCUCAGGAAAGACUUGCGGAUACCGAGGAUAACCGGAUUAGAUCCUGCUUUGCCAGAAUAUUCACUUAAAGAUUCCUCUAGGCGACUUUCUAAGAACGAUGCAAACUAUGUCGAUAUCAUUCAUACUGAUGCUGGAAUUUUUGGUUUUCCAUUAUCAAUAGGACAUGCCGAUUUCUUUCCUAACGGUGGUCGGGCUCUACAACCUGGUUGCCAACCAAGUUACCUAGUCAGACAAAGGAUAGUAGACCAAGUCCUGGCGUGCAGUCAUAUAAGAGCUUGGCAACUUUAUUCUGAAUCUGUAAAAAGCGAACGGUCUUUUCCAGCUUCUAGAUGUACCCUUUGGAGGGGCCCCGAGAAGGAAUGUGACUUCUCCGUAGACGCUUAUAUGGGAUUUGUUAACGAUAAUAGGACACAGGGAGAAUUCUACCUCAUUACACACGAAAGUAAACCGUACGGAAGAAGAGCCUGAAGAAGGUUUUGAAAAAUAAUUAGACCAGUAUGCAUCUUACCAAAGAAGAUAUUUAUUUUUAUGAAGUUAUGAUUUACAAAUAAUUUACUAUCCAAAUGAGUUUAUAAACCUCUCGAAUUAUUGUUUUGAUUUGUUCAUUUUGAAAAUAUUCCUAAUUACUAAAAAUCUUCAUUUGAAAGAUUAAUUGGACAAAAGUAUUGUUCAACUACUUAAUUUCUAUUAAUUAAAUACACUCUUUUAUUUGUAGAAACAGACAAUUUGAUCAAUAUAAAGGUUGUUUUAUUAUGACAAAAUCAGAAAUUUAGGUGAGGUCCUUUUUACAUUUAGUAGACAAUACGGUGGUCUAGUCCGGUUGAUAGGGACGGGGGUGUGACCUCACAAAAUAAAAAAUCAAAAAUAUUCUGUUCCUGUUCGUAUAUUAGUUUUUUAGAAAAACUCUAUAUUUUAUUUAUAUUUAGUAUUGCUUAUAUUUUUGGACUAUUUUAAAGUGAGAGUUUUUAUACACUCGGCAAUUUGAUUUUUUGAAAAAUAGGCUACAAAAAAGCUAGGAAAAAUCAUAUAAUGAUCUCUAUAAAGUUUCCAAUGAUUAUAUGAAUUAUAAAGAGAAAUAUUAUUUCUAGUUUACUUUAUUUUGGUUAAGGGUACGGCCUCCGGGCUGAACUAGGAUCACAUUUUGUUUAUAUGUUGAAAUAUUUUAAAAUUUUAGCAUGCAAUAUGUAGUGUUGCUUUUUGCAUACACAAUAUUUACAAACAAAAAUUGUCAAAGAAAUGGAACUGAACUUAAACAGAAAUUAAAGGCUAAUCUUAAGAUUUUAGAAUGUUGUUCUGCAAUUAUCAUUUAAUAUUAUUAAAUUAAUUGUAACUUUGUCCACCCUACAUUUCAAAGCAUGUGAGUUGGUUUCUUCCAAGCAUCAAACACAACCAAGAGCAUUUUUGUAAAGUUGAAAUUCCCAGCAAAGAAUAAGUAUUUAAUGGUAUUUCUGAGGUAAAGAUAUUACUUUUUACUGAAGUAUAUUAUCGUAAAUGCUGUAAAAAUUUCUUCUGAACUCUCUGUAAAAUGAUUUAUAACUCAUUUUUACUAAACCCGUUUUUCAAUAAUGUAUGCCCAUUGGCUUUUCUUGCCGUUGGUUGUUUUCAAUGCUGGUAAGAAACCAUCUCAUCUGCUUUUAAAUGUAGCUGCAAUAAAUUUUAGUAAAUGAUAAUUGCAGAAUAAUACUCUAAAAUCUUACCAAUAACCUUUAAUUUCAGUUUAGGCUCAAGGUCUUUCUUCUACUGAUGUUUGUAAAAAUUGUUUGCCAACAGCAACACUAUACAGCUCGCUUCAGGCAUGCUGAAAUCUAAAAUUAUUUUAGAGUAUAAACAAUAAUAUUUCUCUUUAUAAUUUAAAUAAAAAGUAAUUCAUUUGAUUUUAUGGAAAUCAUAACAUGAUUUUUUCUUGCUGCCUUAUAGCUUAUCAUUUAAAAAAACAAACUACCCAUAUUAUAAAAACUGUAACACUAGAACAUAGUUAAUACAUAAAAAUAUAAAUACCACUAAAUAACAAUAAAAUAUAAAUUUUUUUCAAAAAUCGUAAUGAAGUAGAAUAUUUUUUGUCAACUCACGUUUUAAUUCCGUGACGUCACUCCAUCCUUAGCAACUAUUUCAGUCUACGAACCUUGGGCUAAGAGUACCCAAAAUUGGAGAAAACUCCUAAUCAUUGACAACACUGUGGCCGUAAAUACACCGGUAAACCUAGCGAAUUUUUACUGGUAACCCUUAUUAAUCUUAGGCGAGUAUUGACAUGACGUCCCAUGUUAUGGGACAAUUUAUUGGCCAAUCAAAAUGCUCCUUAAUGGAAGAUAGGGGCGUUUACAGAAUUUCAAAUAAUUGCGCGGAAUAUUCACGUUAUUUCUCACAUAGACUAAUGCUACUAUUUACGUACUUUCAUUAUUUAUAUUAUCGUGUUGAUAUGGAGCAGGACAUUUUAAUAAUAAAGCAGCUUUUAAACAAAACAGUACAAUAUGAAAAUGAGUCAUCUUUCUUAGAUAAGGAUGGGCAUUUUAUUGAGACUACAGGGUUUUCGUAAAAAUCUUUAAUAAAAAGUCUUAGUUUUAUUACAUUUUUGCAUAUACAAGAUGCUCAUUUUGGCGUGGACAACUUGAUUUAAUAUAAAUGGGACGCCCCAUAAUAGAUUUUUGAUGCUACAUAAAAUGAAUACAUUAAAACUGAUAUAUGCUAUACCUUGGUUCAAUUGUUUUUGGAACAUAAACAGUUGAAAAUCGUCCCUCUCUUGACUUUAAGAGGUUAUAAAGCCAAAUCAUUUUAACAUAGAGGGCGCAUCAAUUUUUUUUUAGAAUUUCAUGUAUAAUCCAAAAAUUGUGUGUGGUAAUGUUUACCCACACCAAACUGAGCAAACUGUAUAACAUGUAGAAAUGUAAUAAAACAAGACUUUGUUUUAAACAUUUUUGUAUUUCUUCUUUAGUAAAAAGUGCAACUUUCAGAGUUAUUUCAAGUUUUUUUAAAAACCUCUCCAUAGAAAAUUCUACUGACCACCUCGUUUUUCCAGUUUCUUGGUAGAUUAUUCUGUAAAUAAGAUAGGCUUAUAUAGGAACAAAAUUAAUUAUGAAAGUUUACUUACUUCAAUAUUAUCGCGAUUAUCGCUCAUUGUAACCAAAUAACUGCCACAGAUUGCGAAUUGUGAUUUUAGGGCGAAAAUAAUAAGAUAUUUUAAGGAAAAAGCAGAAUGAAAUUUUAAUAAUAAAGUAAUUGUCAAACGUCACACCACAACACAACAGCAGCUGACAUGAGUCGACUUUUAUUUUAAAAUUCGAGUUAAUUUGCCUUAUAUUGGAAAAUCUUUUAUAAACUACAACAGAAAAUGUAGAUCGGAUAGUUUAAUCACAAAUGAUAAAGCAUAAGUACAUACAUUAUGUAUAUCAGAAAAAUGUUAUUAGAUAAAAUAAAUUGCAUAGUAUUAAAGGUACACCUUAAAAUCUUCGCAUAGAACUAUAGUUGCUUUAGAAAUAUUAGAUUGUAAUUAGUUGAAAAGAAAUAGUGACUUGAAAAAGGCAAUACCUACUAUGACGUACGGUAACAAUAUCAAUUAAAUUUAAUUUUUAUUUAUACAGGAAAAUAUUACAUAGCAGUGAUAAAGAAAUUUCCAAUACCAUGUCAUUCUAAAGAAUUAUAUUGUGAUGACUUGCAUUGGUAAUUUAAUUACAGCUACUUUAUAAUAAUUAUCAUUUAAUUCUAAAAUAAUAUGAUUAUAUAAUAUUUAAUUAAGUGAUUAAUUUUGUUUUAAAUUUAUUUGUAUUAUUUUAUUUUAAUUUCAUUUAAAUUUCUAGUAACGAUAAACAGUGUGGUCGAUUAUAACUCUCCCUUUUUCUAAUUCCUAAACAAAAUGUGAUACAUUAAUUUCUUAUACAGUCAGAAAUUGUUGAGAGUUAUUAAACUUAUCAUGUUUGUUAUAAGUAUAAACAUUACCAUAGGGUAAAUAUCGUAUUUUGUUUAUAUUUUUUUUAUAAUUUGUCUUAAUUAAGUAAAAUAAGACACAAUUUACGACCUCACUGUAUAUAAAACAUUUUAUAUAUCUAGAAUGAACUUUUUGGUUUGUUCAUCUAAAAUAUUUAGGAAAUUUAUUUCUUUUUCUGUUUCAUCGUCAAUUAUGAAUAGAUAAUACAUGGAACAUCAAAUAAAUUUGUAUAUGAGUAACACUUGUUGAUAACGAACUCGUAAUCCACAGUUUGACCGUAGCAACGCAGAGAAAGCAUUCCCUUUACUAUGUAUGACAGCACAAUUUUAUGGCAAAGGUCUAUAUACAGGAUUGUUCAAAGCAGAAAAAAGUAAAUCCAUGUUUCAUCCAAAUAAAAAAUAUUUUUGUCUUAUCUUCUUAAUUAUCUCAUUUCCCUUAAAUAUUGUCUCCUCCAACAAAUAAUUUCAUCUUUCUAUAUGAGCGUAAAUUUUCUAUCGUUCUUCUCUCAAACGAAGUCUAAUUCACGUAAAAUUUUCCACAAUUUGUCUCUUUUAACAUUUUGAUAGGUUUCAUCUCCAUUAAUCUCUACUUAAAGUUUAUCCAAAGUAGGAGUCUUUUUUUGUAAAUAAAACGAAUGCACUUUUCUUAGGAUCAAUUUUUUUUGUAUGGGUUUUCUCUCAGUUGAUGUUUUAGGUGCUACUGCAAUACUUCAAUACUUUCGUUGCUUCAAAAGUCUAUAAAUAGUUGCUUCUCCAAGUCCGGUCAUAUUUGAACACUUAGAAACUAUACUCCGAACAGUACUAUUGAAAUGUUCAUGUACAAGAGCGUCAUCUACAUUUAAAACUAAAGUUUUUAUAUGCACGGUUAUAUUGUACUUUAAUAUCACAGGAGUAUAAUUAGACGUUUGUGCCAUUUUUAUUGCACCAAUUCACUUGAUUUAUAUCGUUUUAUCGCCUAUUAUUACAGAACUACCAAUUCUGCGUAUUACAAUCACAGGACUAUACAAACAGAAAUGUAAAUCUUAACUAAAAUAAUUUACACUCUGCACAACACUUUCUGCCGAUUAGAAAUUUUAAUCCCUUUUAAGAAAAUUGAGGGCUACUUAAAUUUAUCUUGAAUUGUAAAUAUUUUCUACUUGUAGAGAUUACAUACUUAUUUUUGUUUAUUAAAAUUUAAGAUAAAAAUUGAAAUAAAUUGGUAUUUUGUAAAAUUUUAGGUAGAAAACCAAAGAUUUUAUUUUGGAACAAAUAAUGCUAAACAAUUUAUUUUAGAAAUUCUCCGUCACUGAUUUAUGAUGUUAUAUUGGGGUUUAUCUCCUGGGUCAUAGAAAUUUUGCUAUCAUUCAUUUUCAUAUAAACUUAUAAUGAAAGAAGCAAUUUUGACAAGUAUUAAUUUAUUCUAAUAAUAUUCCCAUUUUCUUAAUAAACUAGAUGAGUGGUAUUUGAUUAGCUUAUAAUAAAUAUACACUGCAUAGCAUACUUACUCGUUUAUACGACUCAAAGACAUUAAACUCGUAUAUUAAUUUAAUAAUAAUUAUUAUCAACUUUUGAUAACAUUGCUUCGUAGUAAAGAUCCUAAAUGCUUUAAUUAUAAAUUUAAUUUGG